Molecule: messenger RNA, 456 nt
Organism: Penicillium vulpinum
Lineage: Eukaryota; Fungi; Ascomycota; Eurotiomycetes; Eurotiales; Aspergillaceae
Product: chitinase A1
Exons: 1
Coding region: 1-456 (151 amino acids)
Source: RefSeq, a predicted model, not a curated record
AUGCUUGAAGAUAUGGCUGCCUUCGGCGCAAAUAAUAGUUUCUUCGCGUGCAAUGAUAGAGGCCAAUGUUCCAGCGGCGCUUGUGCCGGCCAGUCUUGCGAAUGGAACCCUGCUAAGCCUGACUCAAAGAGCAAACGAGCCGACGAUGAUGACGGUGACCCUAUGGAUGUUGAUUCAAGCCAAAACUGUAUCAGUGCCAUCCCCGCCAUGAUGUACAACUGCAAAUACUUCCCCGACAUGACGCUGAGUGGAAGAUCACUUCCUGGUGUUUGCCAGAAUAUUAUGAAGUAUUUCACUCAAGCAGGUCUUGGCUCCGGUCCAUUCAGCGCCACUUUCAGUCUCGAAGGCCAAAGUGAGAAUGGCACAAAUCGACAGGCGGUUUGCGGUCGCAAGUCUGGGCACAAAUACUCUAUCACGGAUGAAAGUGGUAAGCAGGUGGAAUAUGAAGGCACGUGA